Haliotis rufescens (red abalone) is the source of this 2048-nucleotide messenger RNA. Its product is annotated as beta-1,3-galactosyltransferase 5-like. The record is from RefSeq and is a predicted model, not a curated record. Gene Ontology annotation, molecular function: hexosyltransferase activity. Gene Ontology annotation, cellular component: membrane. Bases 48 to 1094 code for a protein of 348 amino acids. The transcript has a single exon. NCBI's taxonomy places the organism in Eukaryota, Metazoa, Mollusca, Gastropoda, Lepetellida, Haliotidae.
AUCUGUUUAGCGCUAGACUUGUUUCAUGUUGUGACGAAUAAAUCAGCAUGAAUGUUGGAACAAAAAGUGUGUUCAUCUGCUUGGUACUGAUCCAAGCCUGCGUCUCCAUUGUCAUAUACAUAUUUGGAUUGCACACAGUUAAGAACAAGACAAUCUCAGACACAUACAGAUAUCGUGAAGAACGCGACUGGAAAAAGAUUUAUUACCAGGAGAUCAACGACACAAACGUAAAUCGACAUAGGUUGACGCGAGGUGACACAGAUGCGCGGUUAAGCGUAGUUCUGGAAAAUAAACUGUUAUGUAAAGGUGUUUCUCAAGUGGAUCUUCUCUUCGUUGUGCACAGUGCUGGAGGCAAUCAUGAUCGCCGCGGUGUUUUUAGGACUGUUCUUAAAGGCUCGAAUUACAAAAACUACACUAUUCAUCUGCUGUUUCUCCUUGGAUUAACGAGGUACGAUGCAAAACUCCAGGACCGUAUCAACCAAGAAUUCAACCAGUAUGGAGACAUUAUCCAAGGUCAGUUUCUGGACAGCUAUAGGAACUUGACAUAUAAAGCUGUCAUGGGAUUAAAAUGGAUCAGCCACAACUGCAGGAACGUGAAAUACGUCGUCAAAACCGACGAUGAUGUUUUCGUGGAUCUUGAUAACUUUUUCCCAUACAUAUAUCAUGAUAUACCCUUAACAAACUGUAUCCUCUGUCGGGUUUUAUAUGAACAUGACGCCGUUAAAGUCAACAGACGUGGGAAAUGGAGUGUACAGAAAUAUCAAUUCAGGCAUUACGACUAUUUCCCAGUGGACUACUGUAGUGGCUUUGCUGUUGUAAUGCCCGGAUCUGUAAUUCCAGCGUUGUAUAAGGCAACGCGUCUCGUUCCCUUCUUCUGGGUCGAUGACGUCUUCUUGUUUGGCAUGGCGCGUAGUUUCCUGGCCAAUUUGAAAAACCUCAAUCCAGAACUUUAUAAACUUAAUGGGAGAACACUUUUGAAUUGUUUCAACGAAGAUGAUAAGUGUAAAGUUGUAUUCUCUCCUGUUUAUUCAAACUUGAUAUUGCCCAUGUGGCAACGGCGACAGGAGUACCUACGUCAUCGUAGUGCUUCUUGAUGCGAUUAGGGGUGCGUUGCAAAGCGCGAAUCGCUUGCAAGCGAUGUACAGCAACUUUCAGCCGCUUGCAAGCGAAACAAUCGCUGGCUGAGGUCGCUUCGUUCUUAAACCAAAAUGGCGGCUGACUUUGACAGCGGAACAAGAAAUUCUUGCCUGGAUCAACGAGGAAAUGAAGAAAGGUAGCUAACACCCUAUCAUCCUAAGUCUGCCCCACAUCUUCAAAGUAGUCAUAAAUUACAUCUGUUUGUCGUCGAGCCUAUUCUAUUACGUUCUUCUACGUCAAGGCAACCAAGCGGUAGUUGCGCCGCUUUUUUGGAAGAGUGCGCAAACGCUUCACAAUUUUGGAGACCCCGGGAUGAGAGAAUAAUUUGCUUUCUCUAAGCGUUUCGUGACUUCGACGCGCCCUAGGUAUCGACUGAUUGUGGUGUAUGGAAUCUUCGGCAGCAAAUCUAGGCUUGCUUUUCUCUUGCAUUGACAUUUUAUAUUUGAAUGUAUAUUGUAUACGCAAUGUCUUUCAGCGAUACACAACUGCUCACAUUCACUCGCCUCAGUAUUGCUUGUUCCUUGUGGUGUACAGUUCUGAAGGAUAGCGUGAUUGCUGCGGUUGUGCCAUGAUGUUUCCGCAUUAGCACGGUGUAGUAUCGCGGCGGUACUGCCACGGUAGUUCAAUACACUGGACCACAAGCCAGAUUUACAUCUUUGAAAAAACACAUAUACAGUAUCAAAUGCGUACAAUGACCGGAUUUGCGUAGGAUUCCCGAUAUGAACUUUUAUAUGAAGCUACAACUUUAAAACUUAUGGUCAUCGUUUAUAGUUGUAUGCACAAGGAGCAUUGUCAUGAAUGAUGUGACCGUAUUUGCAGAAUAUUCCACAAAUGAAGUUGAUACCCCAGUGAAUACCUGAUCAUAGUACGUUUCAAAUGCAUUUCGUUUGAUUACCCUAGGAUGUAAAAUA